Molecule: messenger RNA, 2197 nt
Organism: Bombus impatiens (common eastern bumble bee)
Lineage: Eukaryota; Metazoa; Arthropoda; Insecta; Hymenoptera; Apidae
Gene: sea
Product: putative tricarboxylate transport protein, mitochondrial
Exons: 4
Coding region: 225-1214 (329 amino acids)
Biological process (GO): mitochondrial citrate transmembrane transport
Source: RefSeq, a predicted model, not a curated record
UGAUAUAAAAAAUUUCGGUCACUCCACCCAUAAUCGCCUGUUCAAUUAUCAUUACGUAUCCAGAUCCAGUAUCGAAUAUAGGACUGUCAAUCUAUAAAGUGUGAGUAAGAGAAGUUGAUUGAGGAAGGGGAAUACGCACUGAAAUGUACGGAUAUUAAUCGACUCAGUUCACAUUUGAUGCUUAACGGGGCAAGAGUAUUGGCAGGCGAAAACAAAUUUCAAACAUGGAUAUCAGUUCAUUGAUAUACAAAUCAUCGCAACAAACAAGUACAAUUUCAACAUUCCAUAAUAAUCCUUUUCCUCGUAGACCUUGGAUUACUGAUACUGGAGCUGCAGCGGCUGUCAGUCAUAGCGGUAUUAAAGGAAUUGUGGCUGGAGGUAUUACCGGCGGUAUAGAAAUAUGUAUCACUUAUCCAACUGAAUAUGUAAAAACACAGCUACAACUUGAUGGGAAAGCUGGAUCUGGUAAACAAUAUUCAGGAAUAUUGGAUUGUGUGAAAAAAACCAUAAAAAAUCGUGGAUUCUUUGGUCUAUACAGGGGUCUUUCAGUAUUACUUUAUGGUUCAAUACCAAAGUCAGCUGUACGCUUUGGUUCCUUUGAAAAAAUGAAAGAAUUGUUAGCAGAUUCAAAUGGAAAACUUACUGCACAGAAUAGUCUUAUAGCAGGACUAUGUGCAGGUGCAUCUGAAGCUAUUUUUGCAGUUACUCCUAUGGAGACAAUUAAAGUAAAAUUCAUAAAUGAUCAAAGAUCUGCUAAUCCAAAAUACAAAGGAUUCUUUCAUGGAGUAAGGAUGAUUAUUAAGGAAUAUGGAUUCAGAGGCAUAUAUCAAGGACUAACACCUACAAUUUUAAAGCAAGGAUCAAACCAAGCAAUUAGAUUUUGUACCAUGGAAACAUUAAAAGAUUGGUAUAAAGGUGGAAAUAAAGAUGUAGUUAUACCAAAAGUAGUUAUUGGAUUUUUUGGUGCAUGUGCUGGGGCAUUAUCUGUUUUUGGAAAUACUCCAAUUGAUGUUGUAAAAACUAGAAUGCAGGGUCUAGAAGCUUCAAAAUAUAAGAAUAGUAUAGAUUGUGUGAAACAAAUAUGGAUCAAUGAAGGUCCAAUGGCAUUUUAUAAAGGAACUAUCCCAAGAUUAAGUAGAGUAUGUUUAGAUGUUGGCAUAACAUUUAUGAUUUAUGAUUCCUUCAAAGAAUUUUUUGAUCGGCUUUGGCCUUGAAAGUUAUUAAUUUUGCAACUGUAUAUUCUAAAAUGUCAGUGCAAAUGUAGCUUUCAUAAUUUCAUCAUUAUUUAUGUAAUAUAUCUAUAAUCGUACAUGUUAAAAAAUGCCUUUAUUUCAAAUAUGAUACAUACCAAAGUAUUCUGUUAUAAUGGGCAUUUUAAUGAAUGAAAAUGAAAGGAAACAAAGUCAUAUCAAAAAGUUUCAAUUUUUCAAAGUGUCGGUAUUGAAAGCUGCAGUUGUAUAGAGCACAAAUUCCACUAUAUAUAUUUUUUUACAUAAAUUUUUAUUUAACAUGAAAUUAUAUGUAUGGAAAGCAAAUGGUAAUGUAAAUUUAUUCAUAUAAUUAUUUCAAUUUUGUUUAUCAGUUUAUAAAUUUUAUUUAAAAUAUUGUUAAAUAUUUAACAUUCCUAUAGAUUUGAGUCAUCGAAUGAAUGUUUAUAUUGUGAAAGUGAUUUGUACAUGGUAUGCAUAAGUUAUGUAGACAUAUAUAUAUAUAUACACACAUAUAUACAUAUAUAUUUCUAGGGAAUAUUGUACAGUUUCAGUACAAAAAUAUACAGAAUGUUAAUUAAAAUAAUGAGAAUAAUAAAAAAUGUUUAUUACUUGAGCGAAGGGAAAUAGAUUGACUUUUUAAUUAAGUUUUUUUAGUAACAUUCAAAUAAGAUUAGAGUAGGUAGGAGGUAUAAAAAGGUAUUAAUCAGAAAUAUUUUUAUUUAUGUGCACAUUACAUUCCAUUAAAUAUAAUUAUCUUCGCUCAGAUAUUGUAAUAUAUUUUAACAUUAAUUAAACAAAAUUUAACUAUAAUGGCUGUGACAUUCAAAUGGAGAUAAACAUGUAGAAGUUCCUUCAAAAUAGAGACCUUGUAAUCUCAUAACAACUGCAAACUAUCUAUUUUAUUACUUUAACAAUAAGACAUGAUGGUUCAUAAUGUUUUGUAUUUAUAUUUGUACUUGUACAUUGAAAUAUAUAUCUUUGCAGUA